AAUUCAUACAUAAAACAGAACCGAAUCAAUCAUUUUUUUUUUCUUCUUCUUAUCAAUCAUUCACAGAAGCAAAGAGAGAAGAGAAGAGAAGAAACAAAUAUGGCAGAUGAACAUAAAGCAUUUGGUUGGGCGGCCAAGGACGAAUCAGGCUUCCUCUCUCCAUUUCAUUUCUCUAGAAGAGAAAAUGGUGAGGACGACGUAACAGUGAAGAUCUUGUUCUGUGGUGUUUGCCACUCCGAUCUCCAUACCAUCAAGAACCACUGGGGAUUCUCCCGUUACCCUAUUGUUCCCGGGCAUGAAAUCGUUGGGAUCGCAACAAAAGUUGGUAAGAACGUGACAAAGUUCAAAGAAGGAGACCGAGUUGGAGUAGGUGUAAUAAUCAGUUCAUGCCAAUCAUGUGAUUCAUGUAACCAAGACUUAGAAAACUACUGUUCUAAAAUGGUUUUCACAUACAACUCUCGUUCCUCUGACGGAACAAGAAACCAAGGAGGUUACUCCGACGUGAUUGUCGUCGAUCACCGCUUUGUGCUACGCUUUCCCGAUGGUUUACCAAGCGAUGCAGGCGCGCCGCUGCUCUGUGCUGGGAUCACUGUGUAUAGUCCAAUGAAGUAUUAUGGUAUGGCUGAAGAGUCAGGGAAACAUUUAGGUGUGAGUGGACUUGGUGGACUUGGUCAUCUCGCUGUGAAGAUUGGUAAAGCCUUUGGUUUAAGAGUUACUGUGAUUAGUAGGUCACCGGAGAAAGAGAGAGAAGCAAUUGAUCGACUCGGUGCUGAUUCGUUUCUCGUCACAACGGAUUCUCAAAAGAUGAAGGAUGCUGUUGGAACUAUGGAUUUUAUCAUCGAUACUGUGUCGGCAGAACAUUCUCUGUUACCGUUGUUUGGUUUGCUUAAUGUGAAUGGAAAGCUUGUGAUUCUAGGCUUUCCAGAGAAGCCACUCGAGCUACCAAUCUUCCCUCUAGUUAGCGGAAGGAAAAUGGUGGGAGGAAGUCAGAUUGGAGGGAUGAAGGAGACGCAAGAGAUGCUUGAGUUCUGUGCUAAGCAUAAUAUAGUUUCGGAUAUUGAGCUCAUAAAGAUGGAUGAUAUCAACUCUGCAAUGGAACGCUUGGCUAGAUCUGAUGUCAGGUAUCGAUUCGUGAUCGAUGUGGCCAACUCCUUGAAUCCAGCUUGAUACAUAAGCUGAUACUGAAAGGAACAUGCGACCAUUGGCAUGGAGUCAAUAUCAUGUUUUCUUAAGACUUUUAUUUGGAUUUUAUUAAGAAUCUGCUACUUGCUUCACAAGUUACUUGUUUAAGAAACUUUCUCUGUUCUUACUAUGCUCUGUUUCUUGACAAACCUUGUUUUGUUCUAAAAUAUAUCAGUUUGAUGGUUCUUUGUC
Molecule: messenger RNA, 1374 nt
Organism: Capsella rubella
Lineage: Eukaryota; Viridiplantae; Streptophyta; Magnoliopsida; Brassicales; Brassicaceae
Product: cinnamyl alcohol dehydrogenase 2
Exons: 4
Coding region: 100-1167 (355 amino acids)
Biological process (GO): lignin biosynthetic process
Molecular function (GO): cinnamyl-alcohol dehydrogenase activity; zinc ion binding
Source: RefSeq, a predicted model, not a curated record